AUGGGACCGAGCAGAGACGCUUGUGACCGGUGUCAUACCAUGAAAACCCGGUGUCAACGAACUCCGCAAACUCGGGAAUGUGUCCGAUGCAACCGACUCGGUAUCUCGUGUACUUACUCUCCUCCGGGCCGGACCGGUCGCCCACUGGGUGCUCGCAAGGGGGGUUCCGAGAAGGGCAAGAAAGAAGCGGCCGAAAGGAGCAGAAAAGGGGGACGCAGUUCACCAAUGGUAAAAACGCAUAUGUCUGCGUCAUUGGGAAUUCCAACGCCCGGACUCGAUCACAGUCUGCAGAUGAUGCCCGACGGGAACUCGGGGGUAAACCCGAGUCUUCUCGGCGACUUCGACCUGUUUUCCGCUUCUGCUUACCAAGCGGAGCUUGACUACCUCUCCUUCCCUUUCAUGGACUCCUUCCUCGCUGAAAGCGCCGGUGACCUCACAUUUGCACUUUCGAGCGCCAUGGAUUCGCAACCAUCCUACUCCUCUGGAUCUUCCAGCCCUCCUGGCUCAUCGUCUCCGCGCACCCCCGCGACACCACAUCAACAAUCCUUCCAGCCCUUUUCCGGUCAUGAUCAGCGCGCAUGGAGUGUAAACAACACCGACUCUUCUUCAGACCCGGGCUCACCAUCUUCUCUUUUCACUGAGAACAUAUUCUCCCCAUCCUUCAUUCCCAAGCCGCCUCGAAACCAAUAUUUCCCCUCGGACGAGCGCAGCGACAACGGCGAAGGCGAUGGAGAGAUUCUUGUCCGUCUUCUUGACCUGCAAGCCCGCAUAUCCAAGCUCGUCAAGCAUCUUAACGGAGGUCGUGGAUCCGCAAUUGACUGCGAAGAGGUUUUAAACGCAGGCAAAUCGCUGAUCAGCUUGCUCGACAGCGUUGGCGCUCCCUCCAGAUUCUUCUCCAGUUCAUCUUCCUCGCCAUUUUCAGACAGCAGGAUGUCCGAGCCAGCUAGUCCCAUGUUCUCUAGCAGCUCGAGGUCGACCUCCUCAUCCACAUCUUCUGCGCUACUAUCUUUGGAAAACACAAUCCCCAGCAACGUCCUGAUCCUUUCUCUCUCUAGCUGUUACGCAACUCUGCUCCAUGCCUACGACUUACUGGCUAAUCGCCUGCAUCAUCAUCAACAGCAACACAGUCACAGCCAUUGUCAGAAAUAUGUUUCAGGCAUACAAACGCCGCUGCUCAGUCCUGCUUCGUCUAUCUCUUCUUUCUCACCCAUAGAACAACAGCAGGGUUAUUUUUUCAGCAAUGGGCUGAGACACCAAGCACAACAGCCACUGGACGGUAAUAAUGCCCACCUUCAUGCUAUGGCGCAGAUGGUGCAAAAGCUCAAGCAUACGUUGCAACGUUGCAUGGGAAGGCUGGGUCAGGGAAGUAGUGGAAGCAACGGAGCGCUCGGUGCAAAGAAGAAGAAGAAGCAGAAUCCGAAUGUGCAUUUGGAUGUGGAGAGCUGCUGUAACGCAGGUGAUGAUGACUUGCUGAUGAGCCUUUCCAAACCGGCGUUACUGGAGAUGGGAUGGGGAGAGGAGGAGUUGUGGCAGGGCAUGAACUGGUGA
Messenger RNA from Neurospora tetrasperma FGSC 2508, 1548 nucleotides. RefSeq lists its product as uncharacterized. The coding region runs from base 1 to 1548 and encodes 515 amino acids. Gene Ontology annotation, biological process: regulation of DNA-templated transcription. Lineage: Eukaryota; Fungi; Ascomycota; Sordariomycetes; Sordariales; Sordariaceae. The record is from RefSeq and is a predicted model, not a curated record. Gene Ontology annotation, molecular function: zinc ion binding; DNA-binding transcription factor activity, RNA polymerase II-specific. The transcript has 2 exons.